Leucoraja erinaceus (little skate) is the source of this 3718-nucleotide messenger RNA. Its product is annotated as G protein-activated inward rectifier potassium channel 4-like. Gene Ontology annotation, cellular component: plasma membrane. The transcript is spliced from 4 exons. Gene Ontology annotation, biological process: potassium ion import across plasma membrane; regulation of monoatomic ion transmembrane transport. Bases 434 to 1747 code for a protein of 437 amino acids. Gene Ontology annotation, molecular function: inward rectifier potassium channel activity. The record is from RefSeq and is a predicted model, not a curated record. Lineage: Eukaryota; Metazoa; Chordata; Chondrichthyes; Rajiformes; Rajidae.
AGGGACUUGUAUCCGGACUGGAGACAAGAUGCUGCAAUAUUCAGCUAAACACAAAGUGCUGAAGCGGGCCAAGCAGCAUCUGUGGAGGACGUGAGUGUGUGAUGUUCGGGGCGGGACCCUUCUUCGCUCCUGUGAGACUGGAGCCUCUCUCGUGAAAAUCCGUCGACCGGUCGGUCUCUCGCUGAUAUUUCCUGCACGUUUGAUCUCAGAAAAAUUGAGGGGUCGCGGUGGGGAUGCAGUGAUCCCGAUUCCAAGACAAUCGAUUUGCAACAUCUGCGGGAUCGUGCCUGAGGGAUCUGAACCACCAGGGAAGGAGAAAUAAUCUUACCUAUGCUAAAGAGUGGAGCCACGCUUAGCCUCCAUAUACCUCCUGGUUCAUUGUAUAUCAGGGUGUGCAUUGUGAGGAGCAGGCAGGAGUUGUAGUCGGGGCAGAAUGCCAGGAGAGCCUCGAAUCGCCCGCAACAAUGACAUGGACUUUCGGGCGAAUAUAAGAGAAUCUAAGAAGCUGCCUAAACAAGCCCGCGGCAAUGUGCUAACCACAGACAGGCCGAGGUUGCUCAAUGAGCCAAAGAAACGCAAACAAAGGUACGUGAACAAGGAUGGGAAAUGCAACGUCCACCAUGGGAAUGUGCAGGAGACUUACCGCUAUUUCAGUGACCUCUUCACCACCCUGGUGGACCUCAAGUGGCGCUUUAACCUUUUAAUCUUCACAUUGGUCUUCACCAUUACCUGGCUGUUCUUUGGCUUCAUCUGGUGGCUGAUAGCGUACAUCCGCGGAGAUCUGGAGCAUUUGGGAGACUCCACCUGGACGCCGUGCGUGGACAAUUUGAACGGGUUUGUGUCGGCAUUUCUAUUUUCUAUCGAGACUGAAACGACAAUUGGCUACGGGCACAGAGUUAUCACGGAGAAGUGUCCUGAGGGCAUCAUCUUGCUGCUGGUCCAGGCCAUCCUGGGAUCCAUCGUCAACGCCCUGAUGGUCGGAUGCAUGUUCGUGAAGAUUUCUCAGCCCAAGAACCGUGCGGAGACGCUGAUGUUCUCGCACCGUGCCGUCAUCUCUCUCCGAGAUGAGAAGCUCUGCCUGAUGUUCCGCGUGGGGGAUCUCCGCAACUCCCACAUUGUGGAGGCUUCCAUCCGGGCCAAGCUCAUCAAGUCCCGGCAGACCAAGGAAGGCGAGUUUAUCCCCCUCAACCAGACGGACAUCAACGUGGGCUUUGACACCGGCGAUGACCGGCUCUUCCUCGUAUCGCCGCUCAUCAUCUCCCACGAGAUCAACGAGAAGAGCCCCUUCUGGGAGAUGAGCCGAAGUCAGCUGGAGCAGGAGGACUUUGAGAUUGUGGUGAUCCUUGAAGGCAUGGUAGAGGCAACAGGAAUGACCUGCCAGGCCCGCAGCUCCUACUCUGACUCCGAGGUCCUCUGGGGCCAUCGCUUCACCCCCGUGCUAACCCUCGAGAAGGACUUCUACGAAGUGGAUUACAACAGUUUCCACGAGACGUACGAGACUAACUCCCCGACCUGCAGCGCGAAAGAAGUGUAUGGCAUGCUGAGGGCAGGACGCGCUCUGUCCGAGAUCUCCUUGCCAAACCUGCCCGAUGAGGUGGCUGCCAAAGAUACUGGUGAAGAAAACUGCAACACAAACUGCCCCACAGCUCAGCCAGUGGAGUCCAAACCAUUCCCCCUCACUGAAGAGUACUGCACAGGGUUCUCGGCACGAUUCGUACAAGGCCUUGAGGAGGCUCAGAAACUCUAGGGGAGCCUGGCUCCAGCGAGCCUGGUGAUUCAACCAGUUGUCACCGUUCAGCCACUGACAUCCCAAACCAGUGAUCUACCAUGUGAGCCGGACUGAGAUGUACAUUCGAGGUCCUCACCAUUAUCCCCAUGUAGAUUUAAGUUAGCGAGCGGGCUGUGUCAUUUGUACAUAAUGAAUAAACAUUACCAUCCAUUAUCUGGCAGUCUGCUUAUUGUUGUAACUGCUGCUAUAUAUGUUUGAAAUUUGCUUUUGGGAACUUUUUGGGCUAGGGAGACACGGUGGUGUAGCAGUAGAGUUGCUGCCUUGCAUCGCUUACAGCGCCAAAGACCCAGGUUCAAUCCUGACUAUGGGUGCUGUCUGUGCGGAGUUUGUACGUUCGCCCCAUGACCGCGUGGAUUUUCUCUGAGAUCUUUCCAUACUCCAAAGACGUACAGAUUUGUAGGUUAAUUGGCUUGGUAUAAAUGUAAAAUUGGCAAUUGAAAAGGUUAAUGAGGGCAAAGACAUAGACAUUAUUUUCUUAAAUGUGCAUAUUUUAAUGCUAGGAGCAUUGUAAGAAAGGUGGAUGAGCUUAGAGUCUGGAUAGACACCUGCAAGUAUGAUGUUGUGGCGAUCAGUGAAACGUGGUUGCAGGAGGGCUGUGAUUGGAAACUAAAUAUUCCAGGAUUUCGUUGCUUCAGGCGUGAUAGAAUUGGAGGGGCAAGAGGUGGAGGUGUUGCAUUGCUAGUCAGGGAAGCUAUUACAGCAGUGCUUUGGCAGGAUAGAUUGGAGGGCUCAUCUAGGGAGGCUAUUUGGGUGGAAUUGAGAAGUGGGAAAGGUGUAGCAACACUUAUAGGGGUGUAUUAUAGACCGCCAAACGGGGAACGAGAAUUGGAAGAGCAAAUAUGUAAGGAGAUAGCAGAGAUUAGUAGUAAGCACAAGGUAGUGAUUGUGGGAGAUUUCAACUUUCCACACAUAGACUGGGAAACACAUUCUGUAAAUGGGCUGGAUGGGUUGGAGUUUGUAAAAUGUGUGCAGGAUAGUUUUUUGCAGCAAUACAUAGAGGUACCUACUAGAGGAGGGGCAGUGCUGGACCUCCUGUUAGGAAAUGAGACUGGACAGGUGGCGGAGGUAUACGUUGGGGAGCACUUCGGGUCCAGUGAUCACAAUACCAUUAGUUUCAAUAUAACUAUGGAGAGGGUCAGAACUGGACCUAGGGUUGAGAUUUUUGAUUGGAGAAAGGCUAACUUUGAUGCGAUGCAAGAUGAUUUAAAAGAAGUGAACUGGGACAUUUUGUUUUAUGGGAAAGAUGUAGAAGAGAAAUGGAGGACAUUUAAAGGGGAAAUUUUAAGAGUACAGAAUCUUUAUGUUCCUGUUCGGUUGAAAGGAAACAGUAAAAAUUGGAAAGAGCCCUGGUUUUCAAGGGAAAUUGGACAUCUUGUUCGGAAAAAGAGGGAGAUCUACAAUAAUUAUAGGCAGCAUGAAGUAAAUGAGGUGCUUGAGGAGUAUAAGGAAUGUAAAAAGAAUCUUAAGAAAGAAAUUAGAAAAGCUAAAAGAAGAUAUGAGGUUGCUUUGGCAAGUAAGGUGAAAGUCAAUCCAAAGGGUUUCUACAGCUAUAUUAAUAGCAAAAGGAUAAGGAGGGAUAAAAUUGGUCCAUUGGAGAGACAGAGUGGACAGCUAUCUGCAGAGCCAAAAGAGAUGGGGGAGAUAUUGAACAAUGUUUUUUCUUCGGUAUUCACCAAGGAGAAGGAUAUGGAAUUAUGUGAGGUAAGGGAAACUAGUAGAAUAGCUAUGGAUACUAUGAGGUUCAAAGUAAAAGAAGUACUGACACUUUUGAAAAAUAUAAAAGUGGAUAAGUCUCCAGGUCCUGACAGGAUAUUCCCUAGGACAUUGAGGGAAGUUAGUGUAGAAAUAGCCAGGGCUAUGACAGAAAUAUUUCAAAUGUCAUUAGAAACGGGAAUACUCCCCGAGGAUUGGCGUACUGCGCAUGUUGUA